This is a messenger RNA of Scylla paramamosain (green mud crab), 2414 nucleotides long. RefSeq names its product cAMP-dependent protein kinase type I regulatory subunit-like (gene Pka-R1). The record is from RefSeq and is a predicted model, not a curated record. Gene Ontology annotation, molecular function: cAMP-dependent protein kinase regulator activity. NCBI's taxonomy places the organism in Eukaryota, Metazoa, Arthropoda, Malacostraca, Decapoda, Portunidae. Gene Ontology annotation, cellular component: cAMP-dependent protein kinase complex. Gene Ontology annotation, biological process: regulation of protein phosphorylation. The transcript is spliced from 7 exons. The coding region runs from base 233 to 1312 and encodes 359 amino acids.
GUGGCUGAAUGGCCUCAUGGUGGUAGUGGCGGCGUCCAGUCUCUGCUCUGCGGUGCACCAGCGUGCCUCACACCGCCGCGCCCCAGUGCCUGCACCGCCCCAGGCUGGAGAAGCCGCUAUCUCCUGUCCCACUCCUAUUGCGUCCUCAAAGUGUCGGUUCUCACAAACACUUCUUUAGGUGACUAGAAUACCUAUAAGAGCCUCCUUAAUGUGCUGCGUUAGAAAAUACUGAAUGAUGUGCGUUGUGUUGCCUCACGUCAACACACACCGAGGCUUUGCUCUUGCUGAUUUUGUGCCGUGCAGUAUUUCCCCUACACUCGAGAAGUGGCUGGAGUCCGUGUGGUGGUGCGGCGGCAUGGAAGCUGUGCGUGAGUGUGAGCGGCGCGUGGUGACCCCUGAUGAUGCAGAUGACCUGAGCCCGAUGCCGACGCACAUAGCCACCAACACUACCAGGCGGGGCGCCAUCUCCGCCGAGCCACUGUCGGAAGAUGACGCCACAUCUUAUGUCAAAAAAGUGGUGCCCAAAGACUACAAAACUAUGGCUGCCCUUCAGAAGGCUAUAGGGAAGAAUGUCCUCUUUGCCCACCUGGACGAAAAUGAGCGGUCUGACAUCUUUGACGCCAUGUUCCCUGUCAACGCCCUGCCGGGGGAGGUGAUCAUCCAGCAGAACGACGAGGGUGACAACUUCUACAUCCUGGAUCAGGGGGAAGUGGAGAUUUUUGUUGAUGGUGAGCAUGUUACAAGCAUUGCUGAUGGAGGAAGUUUUGGAGAGUUGGCUCUCAUCUAUGGGACUCCCAGGCAAGCAACUGUGAAGGCAAAAACUGAUACAAAGUUGUGGGGCAUCGACAGAGACUCAUACAGGCGGAUCCUUAUGGGGUCAACUAUCAGAAAACGCAAAAUGUAUGAAGAAUUCCUCUCUAAAGUCUCCAUUCUUGAGUCACUGGACAAAUGGGAGCGCCUGGUGGUGGCUGAUGCCCUGGAGCCUGUGUCCUUUGAGUCUGGCUCCACCGUGGUGCGGCAGGGAGAGCCAGGUGAUGACUUCUACAUCAUUGUGGAAGGAACCGCUGUGGUAAUGCAGGCCCGCUCCCCGUCUGAGGAACCUGUAGAGGUUGGCAGGCUGGGAACCUCUGAUUACUUUGGUGAAAUUGCUCUAUUGCUUGACCGACCCCGAGCUGCCACAGUCAUAGCAGAUGGUCCUUUGAAAUGCGUCAAGCUGGACAGGGCCAGAUUUGAACGUGUUCUGGGCAGCUGUGGAGAAAUUCUGAAGAGGAACAUAGAGCAGUACAACUCCUUCAUAGCUCUUACUGUGUAGAUCUUAACAUCCACUACGUACAGAACCUAUGUAUGCAAUCAUGUAGGCUUGUUUGUGCAUAACUCUUUAGGCUCAUGUAUGCAACAACAUAUGCCCCUGUUUAGGUGCUGAAGUAUGCUACCUUGUAGAGCCUGAGAAACAAUACAGGAACUUUGUUUUGGAGUGUGUACACUUAGGGUUGAUGGGUAGUCUUGAGUGCACAGAUUUUAUAUAACCUUUCACUGGUGAAAUGUACUGAUUCCCUUUGGUAGUUUUUGAUACCAUUGGUAAUAAGUACUGUAGCAUGUACCACAGAUACUAAGAACAAUUUUCUGCCACUGGUCGCAAAAGUAGCACCUUUUACAUCCUCAGAUAACGGAAGAAUAUUAUAUUUUGAAUGAUGUAUUACUAUUACUUACAGUAAUGUGUGUUUACAUUUCAGUGGAUACAGCAUUGUUACCUCUAGUAUUGGCACAUGAAACCAGUUGUGAGCUUAAACAACCAUAUAUUGUAUGAAAGAGCACAUAUUUUACUGUUACUUUGUUUCUGCAAGUUUCUUAUGCCAUUUUGGUGGGGAAAGUUUACAAAUCCAUAAAUUCUUAAAUCACUGUAAAUGCAAGUAUUGUAACUUCUUAGCAGGAUCUUUGUGAUGGUGGCGACCAAGGUAGAUGGAGUCUCCAGCUGAGCCUCGAGCAGCCGUCUGUCCCUGGCCAAGGGGGGUGUUGCAUGCUGGCAGACACACACAGCUGCCUGCAGCAAGUAUGCAAAGAAUUUAUCUCUUGCUACUACGGUGAAAUUAUCAGUUACUUUUGGUGACUGGUGUUGUAUCACUAAUGCUUUGUAUUACUCUUGUUCUAUUGGUCAUGGUUUUAGGGGCCAUUUUGAUAGCAAAAAAAAAUUAUGGUAUAUAAAGAUGCAAAUAUUUCAAUAUGAAUCUAUAUAUGUAAAUCAUAGAGUAAGGACUUGCUUUAUUUACGUUUCCAGCAUAUUUACUUAAACUUUAUGAAGAUGCUUUAAUUAGAUUUUCUGACCAGCAUUAUGGCAGACUAAAUAUCUGAUUAGUUUGUUAAUUAUUAUAAUUAUUUUUAUUAAAAUGAUUUUUCAUUAUUAAAUCAGCAUCUCC